Molecule: messenger RNA, 465 nt
Organism: Anthostomella pinea
Lineage: Eukaryota; Fungi; Ascomycota; Sordariomycetes; Xylariales; Xylariaceae
Source: the annotation of a GenBank genome assembly
AUGGCCAACCACUACGAAGCCUUCGCGAAAGGUAUUGUCGAGCAGGCCGCCAACGACAAGCGAGCCCAGCCCUGGAAGAACAGCGUCGACACCGGCGCCGCUGCCCCUGCCGAAGAAUGGAUCGAGAUCAACGCGCGGCGCAACAUUGACGUCCGCACCAACGCCUUUCCCGUGGGCGAAGUGGACGUCAGGACCAACUCAUUCCCCGUCGGUGAGGUCGACGUUCGCACCAACGCCUUCCCGGUGGGCGAGGUUGACAUCCGAAGUAACGCCUUUCCAGUUGGAGAGAUCGACGCCAGGACCAACGUGUUCCCCGUGGGAGACAUCAACGUCCGAAGCAACGCUUUCCCUGUGGGGGAGAUCGAUGUCCGGACCAACGCUUUUCCUCUGGGAGGCGUCGAUGUCAGGGAGAAUGCCUUCCCUAUGGACGAGGUCAACGUGUUGACCAACUCAUUCCCAAUCUGA